Molecule: messenger RNA, 2596 nt
Organism: Morus notabilis
Lineage: Eukaryota; Viridiplantae; Streptophyta; Magnoliopsida; Rosales; Moraceae
Product: probable beta-D-xylosidase 2
Exons: 7
Coding region: 52-2391 (779 amino acids)
Biological process (GO): xylan catabolic process; arabinan catabolic process
Cellular component (GO): plant-type cell wall
Molecular function (GO): xylan 1,4-beta-xylosidase activity; alpha-L-arabinofuranosidase activity
Source: RefSeq, a predicted model, not a curated record
UUAACUUCCAUUCCACUCCUCAACAAAGAAAAAAAAAAUUUAUUUGGCAAAAUGGCUUCCAUAAUUACAAUACCUUUGUCCAAAGCUAUGGUAUUUUUUCUUCUUCUCUUCUUUUUCAGUGUUCCAAGCUCCUCAGCCAGUAGAGAGCCAUUCGCUUGUGAUCCGACCGACAAAACGACGAGAGGAUUGCCGUUUUGCCGGACGUCAUUGCCAAUACAGGAGAGAGUGAAGGACUUGAUCGGACGACUGGCAUUGCAAGAGAAGGUGAGGCUUUUGGUCAACAAUGCGGCGGCUGUGACUAGGCUGGGAAUCAAAGGUUACGAGUGGUGGUCGGAGGCUCUUCAUGGGGUCUCCAAUGUGGGGCCCGGUUCCAAGUUUGGUGGGGACUUCCCUGGGGCCACUAGCUUCCCUCAAGUCAUCACCACCGCUGCUUCUUUCAAUGCCUCAUUGUGGGAAGCGAUCGGACGGGUAGUGUCAGACGAGGCAAGAGCAAUGUAUAAUGGGGGCGUGGCUGGCCUCACCUACUGGAGCCCAAAUGUAAAUAUAUUCAGAGACCCAAGGUGGGGCCGGGGACAGGAGACUCCCGGUGAGGAUCCGGUCGUCGUCGGCACAUACGCCGCUAGCUAUGUCAAGGGGCUACAGGGAAACGACGGUAACCGGUUGAAGGUUGCCGCUUGUUGCAAGCAUUUCACUGCUUAUGACCUCGAUAACUGGAAUGGAGUUGAUAGAUUUCAUUUUAACGCUAAGGUUAGCAAGCAGGACAUAGAGGACACAUUCGAUGUGCCAUUCAGGAUGUGUGUGAAGGAAGGAAAGGUAGCGAGUGUGAUGUGCUCCUACAAUCAGGUCAAUGGUGUCCCCACUUGUGCCGACCCUAAUCUCCUCAAGAAAACUGUACGUGGCAAAUGGCGUCUUGAUGGGUAUAUUGUGUCGGAUUGUGACUCGGUUGGGGUUUUCUACGAUACCCAGCAUUACACCACAACACCUGAAGAGGCAGCUGCUGACGCUAUUAAAGCAGGUUUGGAUUUGGAUUGUGGGCCUUUUCUGGCGGUGCACUCAGAGAAUGCAGUCAAAAGGGGGUUGUUGAACGAGGUUGAUAUCAGCAAUGCAUUGAGCAAUACACUAACUGUCCAAAUGAGGCUUGGGAUGUUUGAUGGAGAACCAUCGGCGCAGCCAUAUGGGAAUUUAGGCUCCAAGGAUGUGUGCACCCCUGCUCACCAAGAGCUGGCCCAUGAGGCAGCCAUACAGGGCAUUGUGCUUCUCAAGAAUCAAGGCCCUUCACUGCCUCUAUCCGCCCGCCGCCACCGCACUGUCGCUGUCAUUGGCCCUAAUUCUGAUGCGAAUGUCACUAUGAUCGGAAACUAUGCUGGUGUUGCAUGCGCCUACACAACUCCCCUGCAAGGGAUAUCAAGAUAUACAAGAACAAUCCACCAGCAAGGUUGUGCUGACGUCGAUUGCAAAGGAGACCAGCUUUUCAAUGCCGCUAUUGAUGCGGCCCGUCAAGCGGACGCCACGGUAUUGGUUAUGGGCCUGGACCAGUCCAUCGAAGCCGAGUUCAGAGACCGAGCCGGACUACUUCUACCUGGACGCCAGCAAGAGCUCGUUUCCAAGGUCGCUGCAGCAUCCAAAGGCCCAAUCAUACUGGUCUUGAUGUCUGGAGGCCCAAUUGACGUGUCGUUCGCCAAAAACGACAGACGUAUCAGUGGCAUUUUAUGGGCUGGUUAUCCGGGCCAAGCCGGAGGGGCAGCCGUUGCUGAUGUCUUGUUUGGAAAGAGUAACCCAGGUGGAAAGCUACCAAUGACAUGGUACCCACAAGACUACAUUUCCAAUCUGCCAAUGACAGCCAUGGACAUGAGAUCAAGCCCAUCGAAGAACUACCCAGGAAGGACUUACCGUUUCUACAAAGGCCCAGUAGUGUACCCAUUCGGCUACGGGCUCAGCUACUCCAAAUUCGUUCACUCCAUAGCCGAGGCCCCAACAGUGUUCUCAGUCCCCAUCGACGGCCAUCGCAAGGCCCAAAACACAUCCACCAUUUCAAACAAGGCAAUCAGGGUGACCCACACCAGGUGCAACAGGCUCUCGCUGGGACUCCACGUGGACGUAAAAAACGUGGGGUCCCGAGAUGGGUCCCACACCCUGCUCGUGUUCUCGACCCCACCUACGGAGAAUGGCCACUGGGCCCCACUCAAACAGCUUGUGGCCUUCCAGAAGGUCCGAGUGGCCGCCGGGUCACAGCAGCGAGUCAGAAUUAGUAUUCAUGUUUGCAAGUACUUGAGCGUGGUGGACAGGUCUGGAAUCAGAAGGCUUCCGAUGGGGGAACACAAUAUUCACAUUGGGGACGCCAGGCAUUCGGUGUCGCUCCAAGCUGCUACCUUGGGAGUGAUUAAGUCAUGAUUUUUACAUUUUAUCGACACAAUUUUAAACCGUCAUAUUAAAUUUCAAUAGAUAAAAUGAAUUUAAUGUGACGGGGUGGUAUAAAAAUCAGAAAAACAGAACGUCAAUAUUGUUAGCCAUACUACCAUAAUGAGAGUAAAGAAGUAGAAACUAGAGGAUUGCAAAAAAGAAGAAAUGCUCCUAAUUGGAAAGCGCUUCUGAUUGA